Messenger RNA from Anguilla rostrata (American eel), 1209 nucleotides. RefSeq names its product sialoadhesin-like. The transcript has 4 exons. The record is from RefSeq and is a predicted model, not a curated record. NCBI's taxonomy places the organism in Eukaryota, Metazoa, Chordata, Actinopteri, Anguilliformes, Anguillidae. The coding region runs from base 139 to 1209 and encodes 356 amino acids.
UCACAUUGAUCGGCGGCUACUGCCAUCUACUGACAUCAGUUAGUAUUGAAAUACAAGUACAAUUAUUGAUGUUCCAUUGUUUUGGAGAGGUUAGGUGCACUUGCUUUAAAGUUUUGUUAAUUGAAUCUCUUAGCAGUCAUGUUGCGAACAAAUCUGUGUUUUAAAGGAUUUCUGAGCAGUGUGUUUGUGUGUGCGUGCGUGAAUUUGUGUGUGUGUGUGCAUGUGUGUGUGUGUGUGCAUUUGCAUAUGUGUGCGCAUGUGUGUGGGUAUGUAUGUGUAUGUAUACAUGUGUUCGUGUGUAUGUGUGCGCGUGUGUGUGUGUGUGUGUGUGUGUGUGUGUGUGUAUGUGCAUGUAUAUGUGUCUGCAUGUGUGUGUGUGUGUGUGUGUGUGUGUGUGUGUGUGUGCGGGUGUGUUUGUAUUUUUCAGGUGUUCUGAGCCGGACGGGAUGGGGAGUGACUUACACCCCUGAGGGAAUCUGUGCCUUAAAGGGGUCUUCAGUAGACAUGAGCUGCACUUACUCAUAUCCCACAUCUCACACAGUGCAGAAAACAUUCUGGGUUAGUCCCCAGAACAGUCUACAGGACCUGUCCCAGGCCCCAGAGUACUCUCAGCGUGUGGAGUACCUGGGGAAACAGAACAGUGACUGCGCUUUCAGAAUAAACCAACUGAGAAUAACUGAUUCAGGAACAUACGGAUUCAGGUUCCUGACCGCCAGUAAUAAUUUUACUGGAAAACCUGGUGUCACAUUGGAAGUCACUGAUCUACAGGUGAUGGUGAAUCCUGACACAGUGACAGAGGGACAGAUUGUGACACUGACCUGUAGCACCACCUGCACUCUGACUGGCAGCCCAGCCUUCAUCUGGUACAGGGACGGAUCUCCUCUGCCCUUCACUAAUCAGAGUCACCAGUUCACAGCCAGCAGUGAAGACCGAGGCAACUACACCUGUGCUGUGAAAGGCUAUGAGCUUCAGUUCCCUGCAGUGGCUCUUAUUGUGAGAUAUCCUCCUAAGAGCACCUCAGUAUCAGUGAGCCCCACUGGUGAAAUAGUGGAGGGCAGUUCAGUGACUCUGACCUGCAGCAGUGAUGCCAACCCACCAGUGCAGAAAUACACCUGGUAUAAGAAUAAUAUAGCUGUAUCCUCAUUGAGAGCAUCAGAACGGAGAUACACCAUUAAUAAAAUCAACUCCUGGGAUGAAUACUAUUUGUGA